AUGUGUGAACUCAAGAUGAUCACUCAGUGUUUCUCUGGGAACUAUCUUCUUGGAGAAGGUGGUUUUGGUAAAGUUUAUAAAGGUUACAUCGAUGAGAAUCUUCGACAAAGCCUCAAGGCUCAGCCUGUUGCUGUCAAGCUGUUGGAUAUUGAAGGGCUUCAAGGACAUCGUGAAUGGCUUUCUGAGGUCAUACUUCUUGGCCAACUAAAGCACCCAAAUCUAGUCAAACUAAUCGGUUACUGCUGCGAGGAGGAAGAACGAGUCCUCAUUUACGAGUUCAUGCCACGUGGUAGCUUGGAAAACCACCUCUUCAAACAGAUUUUAAUAUCACUGCCGUGGGUGACCCGAUUGAAAAUCGCGGUCGCGGCUGCUAAGGGUUUAGCGUUCUUGCAUGAUUUAGAGAGUCCAAUAAUCUACCGAGAUUUCAAGACUUCUAAUAUACUACUCGAUUCGGAUUUUACGGCGAAGCUAUCAGAUUUUGGUUUGGCUACAAUGGGACCAGAAGGAUCCAAAUCUCAUGUCACAACUCGAGUCAUGGGCACUUAUGGUUAUGCUGCUCCUGAAUAUGUUUCAACAGGUCAUUUAACGACAAAGAGUGACGUGUACAGUUACGGAGUCGUGUUACUCGAGCUCCUAACGAGAAGAAGAGCCACAGAUAAGUCACGGCCAAAAAACCAGCAAAACAUCAUCGACUGGGCAAAGCCUUACCUAAUGAGCAGCCGUCGUCUCCGAUGCGUUAUGGAUCAGAGGCUCGCGGGUCAAUACUCAGUCAAGGCGGCUAAGGAUACAGCUCUUCUCGCCUUACAAUGUGUGAGCCCUAACCCUAAAGACCGUCCCAAGAUGCCCGCCGUUGUGGAGGCUUUAGAGAGUCUCAUGCAUCAUAAAGACAUGGCGGUUUCGUCCCGUCACUGGCCACCAUCUCUGAGAUCUCAAGGCGGAAAAGAUUCGCUCAAGGUUAGAGGGGAUAAUCGAAGUGGUCGAAAAUCAGCUCCGGGUACACUAUGA
Molecule: messenger RNA, 1005 nt
Organism: Eruca vesicaria subsp. sativa (arugula)
Lineage: Eukaryota; Viridiplantae; Streptophyta; Magnoliopsida; Brassicales; Brassicaceae
Source: the annotation of a GenBank genome assembly